Molecule: messenger RNA, 2851 nt
Organism: Meloidogyne enterolobii
Lineage: Eukaryota; Metazoa; Nematoda; Chromadorea; Rhabditida; Meloidogynidae
Source: the annotation of a GenBank genome assembly
UCCAUCUUUUGUGUAAAAUUCAUUUUUUUUGUUACUAAAUUUGGAAGACCCCCUCCCCUCCUUUUUUUAAUCACACAUAUCAAUCUAGUAGUAAGGGACCUUUAUUUGUGUAAUAUAAUUUUUGUUCCUUUUUUUAUAUACCCAUAAUUAUCAUAAGGGAAAGGACCCGACGGACGAGAUACAUAUCUUUCUGUUCUUCCUCCGAAAAUUGAUACUCUUUAUUAUAUUUAUACAAUUUGAUAUGAGUAAGCCAUUAAAAAAAUUUAAGGGGAACGGGGAAUAAUUAUGAGAAAAGGAGUUUCUGUUUUCCGCCCAGCUUUCCAAUUUCCAAAAUUUUUUUUUUACUCACUGAUGAGUUCCAACAUUUUUUACUAUUUCCAACCUCAGACUGUUCCCUAACUGUCAAACUGACAAUUUUGGUUGGCUCUGAAACUUAUGACUUAGAGCUUCACCGGAAGUUCCUGCUUCGGUUCUGGUAGGCCGGAUGUUCCGGGAUUUUUUUGAAUUUUUUGGAACCGGGAUUCCGGUUCUGGUCUAAUUUGCGGUUCCGGUGAAGCACUAAUAUGACUGUCCGAAUGACCGGGAAAAUAUGGAAAAAACAAAGGGACUGAAGAAUUACUAGUUUAAUGGAUCCUUUUUUUAUUUUUUUCUCUUGUAUUUUUUCAAAUUAUUUUUUAAUUAUAGAAAUUUUUUUAAUAAUAUUUUUUUUAAUUUUUUGAGUAUAUAUUUAAUAUUUUUUUCUAUCAAUCUUUAAUUUUUAUAAAAUCAAUUAACGACUAAAAUUAUAUAAAUACACAUGAUCAAGAACCUUUUCAAAACGUUUACAGUGCAAAUCGGCUCACGGGUCUACGAUGCACAAGAGCUUCAAAAAUUGGUACCUCAACUUGAACAACAAUUGGAACAAAAAGACAGGCUUAUAAGGCAAAAUCAGUUACAAAUUGAAUCACAUACAAAAAGAAUAACUUCUUUGGAGGGGGAAGUUAAAGGAUUACAGUCCGAAUGUGACAAACUUCGCUCAGUUUUAAACCAGAAGGCGGAGAGUGCAGCAUCUCCAGCUGGCGGCCAAAAACGUUCAGAAGAGUUGCCGACUGAAAUGAAACAGAAAGCAGCUCUAUUACCCGAAGCUGGCCGCCCAGCAGAGCCUCGAGCAAAGAAAAUGGCAGUGUCUGCUGAACCGGCAAAACUCGACCAACACAAAGCAACCCUUCAACAUCAUUCCAAAUCUGCUGGUUCAAAACAAUUAAUUCGUGAUGCUGUUCAGAAGAAUGAUUUUCUUAGACAGUUGGCUAAAGAACAAUUGGUAGAAUGUAUGUUUGAAAUGCGUGCUCGUGCAGGUCAAUGGGUCAUUCAGGAAGGUGAACCUGGUGAUAGACUUUUUGUUGUUGCUGAAGGUGAAUUACAAGUAUCAAGAGAAGGGCAAGCAUUGGGGAAAAUUGGGCAAGGAGUGGUUAUGGGGGAAUUGGCAAUACUUUAUAAUUGUACAAGAACAGCCUCAGUUCAAGCUAUAAGUGAUGUUAUUCUUUUUUGUUUGGAUAGAGCUGUAUUUCAAAUGAUUACAAUGCGUUUAGGAAUGGAAAGGCAUGCACAAUUAAUGAAUUUCUUAAGAAAAGUUUCAAUAUUCCAAAAUUUGAAUGAGGAUAGAAUCUCUAAAAUGGCUGAUGUUAUGGAUCAGGAUUAUUAUGCUGCUGGUCAUUAUAUAAUUAGAGAAGGGGAAAAGGGUGAUACUUUCUUUGUUAUUAACAACGGUCAAGUACGUGUCACACAAUCUAUCGAAGGAGAACAAGAUCCACAUGAAAUUCGAAUAUUGAAACAAGGAGACUUUUUUGGUGAAAAGGCGUUGUUAGGAGAAGAAGUACGUACAGCUAACGUUAUUGCAAUGCCUCCAGGCGUGGAAGUAUUAACUUUGGAUAGAGAAAGUUUUUUGAAAUUAAUUGGAGAUUUGGAUGCUUUGAGGAACAAGGAUUACGGGGAUUUACAGAGAAGGUCAACACUUUCCUCUGCCAGAACUUUAAUUGAUGGGGGAAGACCCCCAGAAGCUCCUAGCCCUCCAAAAUCUGAAAUUGAGGAUGAAUUUGUGCAGUUACAGUUGAGACAAUUAAAGAGAAUUGCUACGCUUGGAGUGGGUGGUUUUGGGCGUGUUGAAUUGGUUUGUAUAAAUGCUGACAAAAGUCGAACAUUUGCAUUAAAAGCAUUAAAGAAAAAACAUAUUGUGGAUACAAGACAACAAGAACAUAUUUUUGCUGAACGUAAUAUAAUGCUUGAAACACGUUCUGAUUGGAUUGUUAGGCUUUACAAAACAUUUAGAGAUUCAAAAUAUGUUUAUAUGUUGCUAGAAGCUUGUUUGGGUGGAGAACUUUGGACAACACUUCGUGAUCGUGGACAUUUUGAUGAUUACACAGCUCGAUUCUAUGUAGCUUGUGUUUUGGAAGGAUUAGAAUUUUUGCAUAGAAGGAAUAUUGUCUAUAGAGAUUUGAAGCCUGAAAAUUGUCUUUUAACAACCUCUGGUUACCUUAAAAUUGUUGAUUUUGGUUUUGCCAAAAAACUGGCAAGUGGAAGAAAAACUUGGACAUUUUGUGGAACACCAGAAUAUGUUUCUCCAGAAAUUAUUUUAAAUAAAGGGCAUGAUCAAGCAGCAGAUUAUUGGGCUUUGGGAAUUUAUAUAUGUGAAUUAAUGUUGGGUAGACCUCCUUUCCAAGCAUCUGAUCCAAUGAAGACUUAUACGCUUAUAUUGAAGGUGCGCGGAUAUUUUUUGUUCUCUUUCAUCAAACUGAUCAAAAUAGAGAUCGAGCUAAGCCCAGAUCAAGGCCUGGGUUUUUCCUGUACCCAGAGUCCAGGUCCAGGCAUUUUUUGA